AUGGGGGCAAAAGUGGAAGAUGCAGAGCAACUUAAGGUCUUGCGUGGAAGCCACAUGUCACUUUUACCAGAUCUAAUUUGUCACAGCAAGUCACCAAGCCAGCCCAGAUUCAAGAGGCAAAGGAAUAACUGUUACCUUCAUGGAAGGACCUGCAAAGAAGUUGUUGCUGCUGGAGGUGUAAUGGACGUUAACACUGCUUUACAAGAGGCGCUGAAGGCCGCCCUCAUUCAUGAUGGCCUAGCACGCAGCAUUCGCAAAGCUGCCAAAGCCUUAGACAAGCGCCAAGACUAUCUGGGUGUGCUUGCAUCCAACUGCGAUGAGCCUGUGAGUGUCAAGUCGGUGGAGGCCUUCUGUGCCGAACACAAAAUCCACCUGAUUAAGGUUGGUGACAACAAGAAACUAGGGGAAUGGGUAUGCCUCUGUAAAAUCGACAGAGAGGAAAACCCCAGAAAGUGGGUUGUUUGCAGUUGUUUGGUGUUUAAGGAUUCCAGCAGAGUCUCAGGUGAAGGUUGCAUCAAGGAGUACUUCACAUGCAAGAAAUGA
Hipposideros armiger (great roundleaf bat) is the source of this 543-nucleotide messenger RNA. Its product is annotated as 40S ribosomal protein S12-like. The transcript has 2 exons. Gene Ontology annotation, molecular function: structural constituent of ribosome. Gene Ontology annotation, cellular component: ribosome. Bases 1 to 543 code for a protein of 180 amino acids. Gene Ontology annotation, biological process: translation. The record is from RefSeq and is a predicted model, not a curated record. NCBI's taxonomy places the organism in Eukaryota, Metazoa, Chordata, Mammalia, Chiroptera, Hipposideridae.